Molecule: messenger RNA, 594 nt
Organism: Encephalitozoon hellem ATCC 50504
Lineage: Eukaryota; Fungi; Microsporidia; Unikaryonidae
Product: ribose 5-phosphate isomerase
Exons: 1
Coding region: 1-594 (197 amino acids)
Biological process (GO): D-ribose metabolic process; pentose-phosphate shunt, non-oxidative branch
Cellular component (GO): cytosol
Molecular function (GO): ribose-5-phosphate isomerase activity
Source: RefSeq, a predicted model, not a curated record
AUGGAGCAAGAAUUCUCUAAGGGCAGGAUAGCAGUUGGUAUUGGAACUGGAACUACUAUCGAGAGAUACAUAGAGGCACUGUAUGAUGAUAUCGUAUACGUUCCUUCAAGCAUCCAGACGGCAUUGGUUCUUAGUGAAAAGGGCUUUGUGGUGUCAAAUCCCUUGGCUCAUGAAGCCUUGGACUUGUACAUAGACGGAGCGGACUAUUUUGACAAAAAUGGAAACGUGAUUAAAGGAGGAGGAGGAGCCUUGACUACAGAAAAGCUACUUCACUCCAUGGCCAAGGAGACCAUCAUAAUAGUUCAGAGACAUAAGUACAAAGAAAGAUUCGAUGGCUGCCUUGUUCCUAUUGAAAUUAUUCCAACAUCUAUUAUGAAGUUUAUUUCAGUUCUCAGAGAAUACAGACUAAAAUACUGGCUGAGGAGAUCCACCGGGAAGGUGGGGCCACUAAUUACUGACUUGGGAAAUUGCAUAGUUGAUGUAGAGUACGACUUAGACUUUAUAUCCGAAUGUAAGGGCAUCUGCGGUGUUGUUGAGCACGGAUUGUUUAUGUCUAAUGGAAGUACAAUGAUUGUAGAGGAAUAUAGAGAAUAG